AUGAAUAUAUUUAAGCAGAAAGAAAAUACACCAAAUACUAUAUCUCAAGUUUUGAUGAAUAAGCAUAAAGGAAAAUUUUCGGAAGCGAUAAUAUCAAUCAGGGAAUUAGAAGAAAAAGAUAUAAAUGAAGUGAGACAAUUGUUGUAUGAUCAUUUUAAUUCUUUAACGUUACCAGCAGUUAUAUAUUGGUCAAUACAACAUAUUUAUGAUUUAUUAGUUAUUAUAGUGAUUAAUUAUAUAUUCUUUUUGGAUUUAAAGAAAAUAUUUUAUUUUCUUAUAAUAUUUUUAAUAUAUUUAUAUAUAAGAGCCAAGUUAGAAUUCUUAAAUCAUAUAAGAAAUGAUUGCCCAGAUUUGGAAAAUUUGUAUAAGAGUUACAUUAACGUGGAAGGAUGUAAUUUUUGGGUAGCUGAAGUUUACGAUGGUAACUUUGGUUCAGCUAGCCGAACAACGUGUAGUGAUAUACAUGAAAGAGAAAAAAUUUUAUUAGAACAAGAAGAACAGGAAAGGUUAUUAUCAAAUAAUAAUAAAGGAAAUGAUAAUAACACCCUGAAUGAAAAAAAUGGAGAAGUGGAUCAUAAAUUACUUAAACCUAAUUUAGAAAAAGAUGAAUAUAAUAAUGAUAAAGAAAAUAAAGAAAACAAUAAUAAUAAAGAAGAUAGUAAAAAGGAUGAUAAAGAGGACAAUAAAAAGGAUAAUAAUAAAGAUAAUAAUAAAGAUAAUAAUAAAAAUAAUAAUAAAGAUGAUAAAAAAGACAAUAAUUCUAAUACUACACCGGAUAAUAAUAAUAAUAAUGUAUGUUAUAAUUCAAAUGAUCAAAAUAAUAACAACAAUCAAAAUAAAAAAGAUAAUGUUAAGGAAAAUAUAAAAGAUACAUCAUCUACACAGAAUGUUGUUGAAGAAAAAAAAAAUGAUGACACAUGUAAUGAGCAAAAUAAUGAUAAUAAGAAUAAGAAUAAUCAAUUAAAAAAAUUUAGUUUUUUUAAAAAUAAAAAAAGUAACAAUGAUGAUAACGAUAAUAAUGAAAAUUAUAUGAACGAAAAAAAAAAUAAACUAUUAUAUAACAUUAAUGAAAUAUCAAAUAGACACUUUAUAGAAACCAGAAAUAAUGUUUCAUCAGGAUUUAAUGAAAUAAGUAGAAAUAUAUUUAAUUGCAAAAAAAAUUAUGAAGAAGAUUUUAAUAAAAAUGUCAUAAACAAAAAAAUUGUAGGAUGUGUAGGUAUAGUACCAUUUAAAGGUGAUAAUUCAAUUGCGCAACUUGUUCGUAUGGUUGUUAAAAAAGAUAAGAGAAGAAUGAGAAUCGGUAGCAGAUUAUUAAAACAAUUAGAAAAUUUUGCACAUGAACAAAAUUAUAAUGAAUUAAAAGUUUUUACCAAUAAUUUAAAUACUGAUAGCUUAUAUUUUGUUAAGCAAAAUGGUUUUAAUUUAUCUCAAAUUGUUAGGAGAGGUUUAAUGAGAGGUGAUUUAUUAAUAUGGUCAAAAAUACUUAAUAAAGAUGAUUUUUAUAAAUUUAGUUCAUCAGAAAUAAAGAGAUAUACGAAUAAUAUCUUGGAUUGA
This is a messenger RNA of Plasmodium gaboni, 1554 nucleotides long. Its product is annotated as putative N-acetyltransferase. Bases 1 to 1554 code for a protein of 517 amino acids. The transcript is spliced from 3 exons. Gene Ontology annotation, molecular function: N-acetyltransferase activity. The record is from RefSeq and is a predicted model, not a curated record. NCBI's taxonomy places the organism in Eukaryota, Apicomplexa, Aconoidasida, Haemosporida, Plasmodiidae.